UUAAUUUAAAUAAAUGUAAAAGUAUAUUAUAUACAAAAACAAGUAUAAUUUUUAUUGUUAUUCAACUUACAUAUUAUGUAUUUUUAUUAGAAAUAUUCUCUUCUUAUUCUCUAUCUUAUUACACACAUAUGUAUAGACCCAUAAGAUCUAUUGGCGGGCAAAUUACAACCUGUACACAUAUAUUUCGAGUAACACAGUGCCUUGUUGUUUAUAAUUAAAGUUUAUAAUUAAAGCUGCUUAUAGUUUACGUAAUUGAUUAUCGUACAGAAUGACAAGUUUACAAAAUACAGGGAAAUUUCGACCGUUUAAGGAAAAUACAGGGAAUAAUCAAAGUCAAGAAGGAAAUGCAUCAGGAGAGAUUUCAGGGGGCAACAGGGUAAAUGAAGUUAAUGAAAAUAUAAGAAUAGAUGGUUUAUAUGGUUUUCAUAGAGUAACUGAUACGAAGGAAAGAACAGGAUUUCUUAUCAAUAUGCAUGCAACAGAAAUUAUGGAAAAUGAUAAAAGAUUAAUGAGUGGUGUGGACUAUUAUUUUUUAGAAGAAGACUGUACUAGAUUUAAAAUUUCCUAUCCCUAUAAUCCAUAUUUUUAUAUUUUAUGCAAAAAGGAUACAUAUGAGGAAGUUUCUACUGGUUUAAAUAAAAAAUAUACUAAUUUAAUACAUAAAGUACAGACUAUUUAUAAAGAAGAUCUUGAUCUGUCAAAUCACCUCAUUGGUUUAAAACAGAAAUAUUUAAAAAUUUCUUUUAUUAAUACUGUGGACUUGAAUAAAGUCAGGCGUGGUAUUAUGAAAGCUGUAAAGUUAAAUAAGGAACGUGAAAAACAUAAUACCUAUUAUUCAAACAUGUUAUCAGAUGUACUAAAUACAGAACAGGGUACAGGAGAUAUUAAGAAGCAAACCAUAGAUUUUAUGGAUAAUAUUCUUGAUAUCAGAGAAUACGAUGUACCACAUCAUGUUCGUGUCUCCAUAGACAUGAAAAUUUGUUGUGGUAACUGGUAUUCUGUGAAAACAAGAGGAAAUGAUGUACCAACAAUUACAAAGAGAGAUGAUCUUAUUGAACCACCUGAUCCAAUUGUGUUGGCAUAUGAUAUUGAAACUACAAAACUUCCUCUGAAAUUUCCAGAUGCUGAUACUGACCAAAUUAUGAUGAUCUCAUAUAUGAUUGAUGGACAGGGGUAUUUAAUAACAAAUAGAGAAAUAAUUGCAAAUGAUAUCGAAAAUUUUGAGUAUACCCCAAAACCGGAGUUUGAGGGAUUUUUUACAGUUUUCAACGAACCUAAUGAAAAGGCCACAAUAAAAAGAUUUUUCGAUCACAUAAACGAUAUUCGACCACAUAUAUUCGUAACAUACAACGGUGAUUUUUUCGAUUGGCCAUUUGUAGAGACUAGAGCAGCUUUUCAUAACAUGGAUAUGAAAGACAGAAUUGGUUUUUCUAAAAAUCGUGAUGGAGUUUACAGCAGUAGACCAGCCAUGCAUAUGGACUGUUUAUGUUGGGUCAGGCGCGAUUCGUACCUUCCUGUAGGUUCUCAGAAUUUAAAAGCUGUAGCAAAGGCAAAGCUUAGAUAUAAUCCAGUGGAACUGGAUCCCGAAGAUAUGUGUAGAUUGGCGUCUGAGGACCCAGAGACUCUCGCAAAUUAUUCAGUUUCUGAUGCGGUUGCAACGUACUAUCUUUACUAUAAAUAUGUUCAUCCUUUCAUAUUUGCUCUGUGUACCAUUAUUCCUAUGGAACCAGAUGAAGUACUUAGAAAGGGAUCUGGUACAUUAUGUGAAUCCCUCUUAAUGGUGCAAGCUUUUCAAGCUAACAUUAUAUUUCCUAACAAACAGGAGCAGGAAUUCAACAAAUUUACGAAAGAUGGUCAUUUAUUGGAUCAAGAAACAUAUGUUGGAGGACAUGUUGAAGCUUUAGAAUCUGGUGUUUUCAGAGCCGAUAUUCCUUGUCGUUUUAAAAUAGUACCAAGUGCAGUAGAAGAAUUAAUAAAUGGCGUUGAAUCUGCAUUAAAGCAUGCUAUACAAGAAGAAGAAAAAGUGCCCAUGGAAAUGGUUACAAAUUUUGAGGAAGUGGUUGAAGAAAUUACAGUGAAAUUGGAAGGUUUAAGAAAUCAACCACUGAGAUUAGAGAACCCUGUAAUAUAUCACUUAGAUGUCGGUGCUAUGUAUCCAAAUAUUAUUUUAACCAAUCGUCUUCAACCAUCUGCGAUGGUCGAUGAAACUGUAUGUGCUGCAUGUAAUUAUAAUAAACCAGGAGCACUUUGUCAAAGAAAAAUGGAGUGGAUGUGGAGAGGAGAAUAUUUUACUGCAACUUUAAGUGAAUAUCAACGAAUGCAGCAACAACUUGAAAAUGAAAAAUUUCCAUCGCAAUUCCCAGGCGGAGCUCGUAGGGCAUAUCAUGAAUUAUCUAAAGAGGAACAAGUAUCGUAUGAGAAGAAACGACUCACAGAAUACUGUAAGAAAGCUUACAAGAAAGUUAAGAUUACUAGCAUGGAAGAAAGAACACAAACGAUUUGCCAAAAAGAGAAUUCAUUUUAUGUUGACACUGUACGAGCGUUUAGAGAUAGGAGAUAUGAAUACAAGGCGCUUACUAAAGUAGCUAAACAAGAGGUGGCGGCAGCCGUAGCAAAAGGAGAUGCUGCUGAUAUUAAAUCUGCUAAAAAUCGAGAAGUACUAUAUGAUUCAUUACAACUGGCACACAAAUGUAUCUUAAAUUCCUUCUAUGGAUACGUUAUGAGAAAAGGGUCUCGAUGGUUUAGUAUGGAGAUGGGUGGCAUAGUAUGUUACACGGGAGCACACAUUAUUAUGAGAGCUAGAGAAAUUAUCGAACAAGUUGGCCGACCUUUAGAAUUAGAUACGGAUGGAAUCUGGUGCGUUCUACCAGCAUCUUUUCCUGAUAAUGUUGUUGUUCAUACUACUCACCCAAAGAAAAAAAAAUUGGUAGUAUCAUAUCCGAAUGCUGUUCUUAAUUUUAUGGUGAAGGAUCAGUUUACUAAUGACGUAUACCAUGAACUCGUCGAUCCUAAAAAUCUUACGUAUAAAAUUAGGAGUGAAAACUCUAUAUUUUUUGAAGUGGAUGGUCCUUAUUUAGCUAUGGUAUUACCUGCAGCGAAAGAAGAAGGAAAAAAAUUAAAAAAACGAUAUGCAGUCUUUAACUUCGACGGUUCUUUGGCUGAACUGAAAGGUUUUGAAGUAAAACGAAGAGGUGAACUUCAGCUAAUAAAAGUUUUUCAGACGUCCGUAUUCGAAUCUUUCUUAAAAGGUAGCACAUUAGAAGAGUGCUAUGCGUCAGUAGCUAAAGAUGCAGAUUAUUGGCUUGAUAUUCUUUAUAGCAAAUGUGCAGAUAUGCCAGAUUCGGAAUUAUUUGAACUUAUAUCCGAAAACAAAUCAAUGUCACGAAAAUUGGAGGAUUAUGGAAGUCAAAAGUCAACGUCUAUUUCUACUGCUAAAAGAUUAGCAGAAUUUUUAGGUGAUCAAAUGAUUAAAGAUGCUGGCUUAGCAUGUAAAUACAUUAUUGCUAAUAAACCUCAAGGCGCACCAGUUACAGAACGGGCAAUACCAUUAGCAAUAUUUCAAUCGGAACCUGCAAUAAGAAAAUAUUAUUUACGAAAAUGGUUAAAAGAUUCUAGUUUACAAAGCGACGACAUACGGGAUAUUUUAGAUUGGAGUUAUUAUAUUGAAAGACUCGGAAGUGCUAUUCAAAAAAUUAUUACAAUUCCAGCAGCAAUGCAAGGAUUAUCCAAUCCGGUUCCUAGAGUGAAGCACCCGGACUGGUUGCAUAAAAGAGUAAUGGAAAAAAGUGCAACGCAUAAACAAAAAAAGAUUACUGAUAUGUUUACCAUGAUGCCUAAAGAUAAAGAAAAAAAUAUUGGCAACCAAGAUAUAGAAUCAUCUGAAACAUGCGAUAUAGAGGAUAUCGCCGGGAAACCCUCAACUUCUAAGCAGUCAUUGCCAAUUGUUAAUAAAAGAAAACGACAAUUUUUAGAAGGAAACGAAGCAGAAAAUGCAAAUAAAAGUUGGAAAGAAGUUCUAGGUUCACCACCACCAAUGGGAACAACAAAGGAAGAAAGAUUAAAAUGGUUGGAAUUCCACAAACAGAAAUGGGCUCAUCAAGCUAAGCAAAGGGCUGAAUAUCAGAAGAGCAAGAAGAGUAAGCGUUCUAAUAAUGAUGGAGAUGAAGUUUCUUGGGGUGUUGCAAGAGAUACCAAUACAUCUACAUUGGGUGGUUUUUUCAAGCGAACUCAAAGAAAAUUGCUUAUGAAUCCAUGGCAAAUUAUUCAAAUAUCACCAACAAACAAGCCUGGUUUAUAUCGAUUAUGGGUAUUAGUCGAUAGAGAUUUACAUCAAUUGCGUCUUAUAAUACCUCGUAUAUUUUAUGUAAAUACUCGUAAACCUAAACCUAAUCCAGAACCAGGUAAAAAAGUAUCUUGGAAAGAAAGCAAGAAAGUUCUUCCACGAUCUCGACCUAUAUAUAAUUUAUAUCAAUAUACUGUGCCGGAAACACAGUUUCAAUUAUACAGUCAGGAGCUUUUAGAAGAUAUGAGUAGACCAGAAAUUGAAGGAAUUUAUGAAACUCAAAUGUCACUAGAGUUUAGAGCUAUUCUUCAAUUAGGAUGCGUUUGUACAGUUGAUCCUAAGGCAGCACGGACCAUGGCAGAUGGUGCAGAUACAUUUGCCCUAGAUCAGUUAGAAUACAAGAGUGUUGCUGUGCAAUCAUAUCUUAAAAAUCUUAAUCAAACUAAUUAUAUUUUCUUAUAUCAUCAUUGGAGUUCAAACCAUCAAAGAGCUUUAUGGGGACUGUUUUUAAAUGCAACUAAAAGAGCUCAUAUAUUUGUUUUGGAUUCUGUUUCGUCAAAUCAGAUGCCUAAUAUGAACACGUUGUACAUUCAAGAACGGGAUACAGUUAUAUCCACAAAUGGGGAAGACAAAGUAACAUUUUUACCAGAGUCGAUGCGAUUCGAAUUAAAAUUUGAAACAAACUUUCAACAAGUCUGUCGUAUUUUACAAGCAGUUAUAACUACAUAUAAAAACGAGGGACAUGGUGCAACAAUAUUUAUUAUUCAGACAGCUUUAGAUAAAACGACAUUAGUAACUCACAUGCCAUUACUUAAUGACUUUCCUCUAAUUAGCACCUAUGUACAAGAUAUUGAAACUUUAUACAAUACACUGGAGUGGCAGAAAGUUGGUGCAAAAACGAUGUUACGUCAUUACCUUAAGAGCCAGCAAAUUUAUGAAUUAAUGACAGAACAAUGUAGAUUCCUUCAUGUGCCAAUUGGAAAUAUUCCUGCGGAUCCUAUUGUUUUUGGUGCAGACAUAUUUUUUGCAAGACAUUUGCAAAAGAAUAACUUUGUAUUAUGGUGUUCUCCAACAGAGAAACCAGACUUGGGUGGCAGUGAAAAUGAUGAUAACAGAUUAUUGACAGAUUAUGAAGAAAGUUUACAUUCUGCUGCAAAUAAUGCCGGAACUUAUUCUAGUGUUUGUAUUGAAUUGGAGAUAGAAAGUUUAGCAGUAAAUACAUUAUUACAGCAUCACCAUAUUCACGAUAUUGAUGGAACUAGUAAUUUUGUCGCAUUCCACACUCAACAACAGACAUCUGUUCAAGAUAUGGCAACACAUGAUGGCAUGACAAAUAUAAUUCCUAAUUACGACGAAACUGUUCUUUGCAGUCCUGCUUUUAGAAUAUUGCGAAAUAUGGUAAACACAUGGUUGCUAGAUGUAUCAGUUCAUAAAAAUAUAUUUGCAGAUUAUCAAAUUAUUCAUUUUUACAGAUGGUUACGUUCACCCAGUUCUUUACUUUACGAUCCUGCUUUGAAAAGAACUUUGCAUACCUAUAUGAAAAAAUUAUUCGCGCAGUUAUUAGCAGAAUUUAAAAAUCUGGGAUCCAUAAUUAUUUUUGCCAAUUUUAAUAAAAUCAUCAUUUGUACCAAGAAAAGGACAAUGAGUGAUGCAUUAAACUAUAUGGAAUUCGUUGUUCAAACAAUACGCGAUAAAGAACUAUUCCACAGUAUUGAAAUAACUUUUGAACAGUGUUGGGAGUAUUUAACAUGGCUUGAUGUACAUAAUUAUGGAGGUAUAAAAGGAAAAUUACCGAAAGAUAUAGAGAAUACUACGGAUACAAAUAGUGAAAAUGCUGAAGAUGAGAAUGACGGCGAGCCUGAAAUAGUAAUGAAUUGGAAUUUAAUGGAGUGUCUCCCCAAAGAAGCUGCAUGUCAAUCAAGCUUUACUGCUAUAAUAGCGGGAUACUUCCAUGCAAUUUAUCAGUUCAUAUUGGAAAAUGAAUUGAAUACUACUGUAAGGCCUAGGAACUUAAAUAAUUUAAGUCAAUUAUCACACAACUGCACAACUGCACAACUUGGAUUAGGAUCACUUGAGAAUACCGCAGAAUUUGCUAAAAAACUGAUAAAGGGAGAUAUGUCCCAAAAACUAUUCCAAAUUGUACAGAAAAUACAUAAAAAUCUUCCAGAAAAAACAUUAACAAUUGAAGAAUGUCCAAACUUAGAUUUAGAUGGUAAAGACAGUAAGAAAAUUAAUCCAGCAUUGGAGUUAAUAAAAUCAGUUUGUAAGGUUUUAUCUCUGGAUGCAGAAGUUGAAAAUGAAGUAUACUAUUUGCGAACAAACAUGUUAAAGCUAAUUAGAGUUGGCAGUUUCAGCGAUCUAGUUGAUUGGAAAGAUCCGUGCAUUUCUUUAGUUGUGCCUGAAAUUAUUUGUAAAGUAUGUAAUCACACAAGGGACAUCGAUCUUUGCAAAGAUAACUUUUGUACCAUGGAUCGGGAUAGGUACAUAUGGAAAUGUCCUCUUUGUAAAAUGGACUAUGACAAUGAUGAAAUAGAGUUCCUUUUGAUGGACAUGUUAGAUCAUAAAAGUAUGGCUUACAUGUUGCAAGAUUUACAAUGUUGUAAAUGUAAUGAAGUUAAGAGGGAAAAUAUGAACGAACUUUGUUCUUGUUCUGGUAACUUUAAAACUUUGAUUCCUAAAAGUGAAAUAGAGAAGUUUAUGAAGAUCUGUAAAUCUGUGGCCAUAAAAUCUAAUAUGAAAACAUUGUUAGAAAUUAUCCAGAAUACAAAAGUUCUUGUAGAUUCAAAGUAAUUUAUAUGUUUUUACUGUGAUUAUAUCUAAUUUAAGCAAUAUUAAGGAAAAUAAAGUUUAACCUUAUAUUUAUAA
Bombus huntii is the source of this 7147-nucleotide messenger RNA. RefSeq names its product DNA polymerase epsilon catalytic subunit 1 (gene DNApol-epsilon255). The record is from RefSeq and is a predicted model, not a curated record. Gene Ontology annotation, molecular function: DNA binding; zinc ion binding; DNA-directed DNA polymerase activity. Gene Ontology annotation, cellular component: nucleus; epsilon DNA polymerase complex. The coding region runs from base 269 to 7072 and encodes 2267 amino acids. The transcript has 27 exons. Lineage: Eukaryota; Metazoa; Arthropoda; Insecta; Hymenoptera; Apidae. Gene Ontology annotation, biological process: DNA replication proofreading; DNA replication; nucleotide-excision repair, DNA gap filling.